Oncorhynchus keta (chum salmon) is the source of this 1041-nucleotide messenger RNA. RefSeq names its product G-protein coupled receptor 183-like. The record is from RefSeq and is a predicted model, not a curated record. The coding region runs from base 1 to 1041 and encodes 346 amino acids. Gene Ontology annotation, cellular component: membrane. Gene Ontology annotation, molecular function: G protein-coupled receptor activity. The transcript has a single exon. Gene Ontology annotation, biological process: positive regulation of Rho protein signal transduction; phospholipase C-activating G protein-coupled receptor signaling pathway. NCBI's taxonomy places the organism in Eukaryota, Metazoa, Chordata, Actinopteri, Salmoniformes, Salmonidae.
AUGGGCAUCAAUAGCACUUCCUCCUAUGGGGGUAGCCCUACGCCACCACCCUGCAACAUAAGCAACACUUUUUUUUGCGGGGACCAAAACUCCAAUGGCACCAAUAGUUUUGCCACAUCAUCAUUUGUUGAAAUGUUCUGGUCAUUCUAUGGCGUAGAUAGCAGCAUAGAUGAGGUGAUGCAACAGUGUCACAUACUUGCCGAUUCUAUUGUGUGGUUGAGCAUCAAGAUCUUCACCCUGCUGACAGGUCUCCCAGCCAACGUGGGCCUGCUGUGGCUGUUGAUGAGCAGCAAGAAGGCCCUGUCAGCCUCUAAGGUCUUGGGCCUCAACCUGUCCAUCCUGGACAUCCUCUACUGCCUCUGCCUGCCCAUGGACAUCUACAUUGCCAUGCACCACGAUGCGUCCCAACAGAUGCUCACGGCAGCCGAAGCCCUCUACGCCCUCAACAUCUUCGGAUGUCCUCUCCUGCUGGCCUGCAUGUGUGUGGAGCGCUACCUGGCAGCAGCCCACCCCAUGACCUACAUACGGCUGGGGAAGUGGCAGUACCGCGCCGGGGUUUGUGUCCUGGCCUGGCUUCUCACCCUGGUGGUGAUGCUGCUGGCCUACUUCCAGGGGGUGUUCUCCAUGGCUUUGUACUUGGCCCUCACCACUUCACUCCUGUUCCUGAUCAUGCUGAUGUGUCUGGUGGGCAUUGUGUGGGUGCUGUGCAAGAGUAGGCCUGGAGAGGGCUCAGGAUCUGGGGGAAGUAUGAACCUGAAGAGGAGAGCUCUGAAGAACAUCUUAGCUGUGCUGGUACCCUCCGUGGUGGCCUACACUCCUCUGGUGGCCCUGGUGCCCUUCAUGUCCAUGUGGCACCUGGAGGAGGAGGACCAGGAGGCUAACAGCAUACACUGCCGCAUCCUCCAGCUUCUCCUGGCCUUCCCUAACUUCGGCCUGUUCAUUGGACCCCUGUUCUACCUGGCCCGCAUCAGGCUGCUGCUCCCCUGCUGCAGGAAGGGAAAUAAUAAAGCGCUAGCAGACUCCAAGACACAGGCAGAAUAG